AUGAGAUUUACCAUAAACGUGCUUUUUGGUGUAUGUUUUGUUCCAUGCCUUAAAGCAGCAAAAACAAAUAAUUCGUUGAAAAUAUACCCGAAACCUGUUGGAAAGAUGGAUAGAAAAUUGAUAUGUUCAUGGAAGCCAACACACUGGGAAGAUUGUUAUGAAAUCCAAAAAAUUGUUCAAAAUCAUGAAGCAAAGAAAGAAGAAGUAGAAAUUCGUUCAUUUAAUCUCCUGUGA
Messenger RNA from Clunio marinus, 234 nucleotides. NCBI's taxonomy places the organism in Eukaryota, Metazoa, Arthropoda, Insecta, Diptera, Chironomidae. The record is from the annotation of a GenBank genome assembly.